Spodoptera littoralis (African cotton leafworm) is the source of this 246-nucleotide messenger RNA. Lineage: Eukaryota; Metazoa; Arthropoda; Insecta; Lepidoptera; Noctuidae. The record is from the annotation of a GenBank genome assembly.
AUGGAACCGGGACAGAGUGCGGAAUCUGGUGUAUUGCCUAAAAUUACCGAUGUCGAGUGGAAAUUGGAAGUUUUGACGAAUACUCCUGGAGUUGGUUCAGAAAAUUUGUUAUAUACGGUUAUUCUGAAGACGGAUGAUGGCAACGAUGUCCGGUUUACGUGUGGAAGUCAGCAGCUGCAAGAUUUGGUGUAUAAACUAAAAGACUUAGUGCGACAUUGUGAGAAAUCGAAAAGUGAGCUGACUUAA